This is a messenger RNA of Cryptomeria japonica (Japanese cedar), 1873 nucleotides long. RefSeq lists its product as uncharacterized. Lineage: Eukaryota; Viridiplantae; Streptophyta; Pinopsida; Cupressales; Cupressaceae. The record is from RefSeq and is a predicted model, not a curated record. The transcript has 9 exons. Bases 134 to 1342 code for a protein of 402 amino acids.
AAUUCGCAACGCUGUGUAUUUCUAUUUCCGUCCAAGCUUAUUGUCAGCAAAUGCGGAUCCGCCUAGGCUUCUUCUAAAUCACAAUUUUGUGUUCUGUGCUCUGCAAAUUAAAUUAAUAGAUCCAGAUCGCUCAAUGGAUAAUUCUACCCUUAACAACAAUGAAAAUGAUGAGAUCGGCCAAAAAGAAGAAGAAGAAGAAAGCGGAGCAGUAGACGACUUCGUUAAAGUGAACAAAACAGAUGUUCUCCAUGAGAUUGACCUCCAACAACAUCCUUCGCUUACAGAAGCGUCUCAUGUUUCUCCCACUGCAGAACAUAACCCAGACACCAAAUUUCCCCCCUCACUUGUAAGCAAUUCUUCUGAAACCCCAAAUGAUGUCGCUGUCCCAGUCGACAGCUCUGAACACUCAAAUUUUCCAUUGGAGAACGUUGAAUGUGGCGUUUUCGAGCAAACCACGGGUGGUUUUGAGGAAGCUGCACACCAGCUACCAGAAGAGUACUGGAAUAGAUUGGUGGUUUUGCAGUGCGAGUCCACGGCGCCUGGAGGACUUUGUGAUGUUUAUCUGGUGGGCACAGCUCACGUCUCUCAGGAUUCUUGCAGGGAAGUUCAAGCUGUCAUUCGUUUCUUGAAACCACAGGUUGUAUUUUUAGAACUGUGUUCAAGUCGGGUGGCUAUGUUGAGGCCUCAAGUUCUAGAGGUACCCAGCUUGAGUGACAUGAUUGAUACAUGGAGGAACAAAAAUGUGAAUGCCUUGGGAGUUAUUUACAGCUGGUUUCUUGCAAAGGUUGCCGAGAAGCUUGAAGUCUUCCCUGGUGCUGAGUUUCGCACUGCAUUUGAAGAAGCGAUGACAUAUGGUGCCAAGGUUAUAUUGGGCGACCGCCCUGUCCAGAUUACAUUGCGAAGGACAUGGGAAAAGAUGAGCUUAUGGCACAAAAUAAAGUUUCUAUUCUCAAUUGUUUUUCAAGCAAUCUGGCUACCAAGUCCUGAAGAACUUAACAAAAUGAUGAUGGAGCUGGGUGAUGUUGAUAUGCUGACUCUUUUGAUCCAAGAAAUGAGUAAGACAUUUCCCAGUUUGAUAGAGACAUUGGUUCACGAGCGGGACUUGUAUAUGUCAUCUACAAUACUAAAAAUUGCAAGUGAAAGCAACUCAGUUGUAGCAGUUGUUGGAAGAGGACAUUUGUCUGGGAUUAAGAAAAGUUGGAAACAACCAAUUCCAGUAUCUUCUUUAUUAGAAGUUCCAGUUGCAAGAUCUUCAUCAUCUGUGAAAGUUUGGGCUGCAGUUGCUCUGGCUGUUGGUGGUGCUGCCAUCUUCUCUCGUAUAUAUUUGACAGGAAAAAAAUAGUAUGUCAGACAGGAGUUCCUCUUUUAAAUUUUUAUAUUGUCCUAGAAGUGCUCGGGCAUGGUACUCAGGUGACUUGGUGGCUUUAAUGGAAUAGGUGACCUCAUGCUGCUUUUGAAGCAUAAUUUAGCUUCUUUCAAAGAAAUGAUUGGAUUUUUAAGAUUUUUGGAAAUGUUCAGAUUGAACACUCUUUUCCGAUUUCCUUGUAAUUUGAUUACCGAAUAAGAGAAACUAUAAUGUUAUUCAAUAAGAUGUUAUUAGAAAACCAGGUUCUUGUGGGCUGAUACUCAGCACUAAUUGAAUUGUAUAUAUGCAUUUUCACCUUGGAUUUUAGGUUGAAAAGGCUCAUGGUGUAACUGGGAAUUCUUCUGUAUUUUGAAGAUAUCCUUUUCUAGAAAAGGCUAAGCAUGAUUUAAAAUUGCCAUUGGUGGAUUCGUUUUAGAGCUGUGAGACUGAUAAAGAUGUGAGUGUAAAUUAUACUGCAAUUGUGAGCCACAGGCAAAUUAUAAUAAAAAGCAUAUACAACAAGUUCAA